Molecule: messenger RNA, 1464 nt
Organism: Penicillium angulare
Lineage: Eukaryota; Fungi; Ascomycota; Eurotiomycetes; Eurotiales; Aspergillaceae
Exons: 1
Coding region: 1-1464 (487 amino acids)
Source: RefSeq, a predicted model, not a curated record
AUGGAGUCACCCAGUAUCACCACCAUCAACACCGAUAGUAUACCCUGGCUCUCCUGCUUCGCAGCAGCACUCGGAAUAACCCAACUUAGCCACACACAAACAAAUCAAAAGCGACAAAUCCUCGGUCCAAGAAUAACCGCAUCCCUCCAUGAAGGUCUCUGCCAAAAGAAAACAGUACAUCUGAGCCGGAAACCGCUAGUCCGUCCAUCCAGGCCCACAGCAUGGUCAGUGCUUCUGGCGGUGAUACAUUCGGACUUACCUGCACACCAGGACUGUGGACAGACAAGAAACAUUCAACCUGGUCUGAAUCCUUAUGAAUUUUACAAUGUCAAAAGUGCAGAAUGUAUCAUCACCAUUACGGAUGUUAGUGCCUCGUCUGGAGAGGGAUGGGAUGAUCUUGAGAAGCAGCCGCUUGUACAGCAUAAGCUUGCUAGGUGUACGGUUAUUUCGAGGACGACGCUGAUGACGCUACUAUGUGUUGUUAAUGCGCAGUUUUUGUCUGUUUCUAGUACGUCGGCUGGGUACUUUGCUUUUUAUACAUGUUAUACUGGACAGUGGGGGGUUGAGUGGCCGAUUGGCGAUAAGGCCAGGGUAUAUUUCUCCGCGCAUGAGUCGGGAUCGUUCACGAAAGACGUUUAUCCCGCUUUAGUGGAACAGAGAGUAGACAAGUGUCUACAGAUGUUAGCGGGGGUGAUUGAUUGUCGGCCCUUGCAUGAGUUUAUGUGUGCGUUCCCCGGACGGGAAACAUCAGGCAACUGGGUUCUUCGAUAUGUACCGCGGGAAUUUCGAGGUGCACAUGGGGGCAGUCGUCUAUACACCCUUACCGGAGGAAAUGUGGACGAACUGGAUUAUUUGCACAUGAGAACUGUGGAUUAUGAGCUCGGUGAAAAAGAGAAAGAUGGGGCAACGAUUCUGCAUCUGCCUAACAAGUAUGAUGGAUCCCACGAUGUGAGACUGUAUGUUGGACCAACGGAGGCAGCUAUUCUGAAUGAAGCUUUGGACUGUCUACCGUGGAACUUUCUAUCAUGGUCUAUACAUCGUGGAAUGCGGGAUAUCCUGCUUGCAUUUGCAAAGGAACGCAUGGAUCAACAUAGAGGUAAGCUUGCAGCUACGCUUGGCCAUGCAGUGACCGCGUGGUCGCAUAAGUUAGAAGCAAGGGGAUGGGACUCUUCAUUCGUCACAACAGACAUGGGAAACAUGGCAAUGGGUGCUAUCAUGGCAGGAAGUGGGGAUUUAGCAGAUCUUGUCCGAAUAGUGACGGAUAUUGCACUGAUAUUGUGGGACGGAAUGGCAUCAGAUUUGGACAAGACGACAUUUUGGAGCAAUCAGAGCCCCUCAAAUGAAUUGGGGGUACUUAGUCCAAUGGCUAUUAUUGCAUUGGUUAAGGUCUUUGUGUUGGAGUGGAGCGUUGAUCUGGAUUAUCAAAUGUAUCAUGACCUUCCAACGGACAUUUACUUGGGAUAG